Alligator sinensis (Chinese alligator) is the source of this 2295-nucleotide messenger RNA. It is a transcript of the gene MYBL2, whose product is annotated as MYB proto-oncogene like 2. Bases 3 to 2123 code for a protein of 706 amino acids. Gene Ontology annotation, biological process: regulation of DNA-templated transcription. The transcript has 13 exons. Gene Ontology annotation, molecular function: DNA-binding transcription factor activity, RNA polymerase II-specific; RNA polymerase II cis-regulatory region sequence-specific DNA binding. NCBI's taxonomy places the organism in Eukaryota, Metazoa, Chordata, Crocodylia, Alligatoridae. The record is from RefSeq and is a predicted model, not a curated record. Gene Ontology annotation, cellular component: nucleus.
ACAUGCCUUUUUUUUUUUUAAGUGAGGAACAAGAAGAGCUGCAUUACCAGGAUACAGACUCUGAUGUGCCAGAGCAGCGGGAAAACAGGUGCAAAGUCAAGUGGACCCACGAAGAGGAUGAGCGGCUGAAGGCGCUAGUGAAACAGUUUGGACAGACUGACUGGAAGUUCCUGGCAAGUCAUUUCCCUAACCGCAGUGAUCAGCAGUGCCAGUACCGGUGGCUGAGAGUGUUGAACCCAGACUUGGUGAAAGGGCCUUGGACCAAAGAGGAGGAUCAGAAGGUAAUUGAACUGGUAAAAAAGUAUGGCACAAAGCAGUGGACACAGAUAGCAAAGCACCUGAAAGGCAGGCUGGGGAAGCAGUGCCGGGAGCGCUGGCACAACCACCUGAACCCUGAGGUGAAGAAGUCCUCAUGGACAGAGGAUGAGGACCAGAUCAUCUUUGAGGCCCACAAAGUUCUGGGGAACCGCUGGGCUGAGAUCGCCAAGCUGCUUCCUGGCAGAACUGAUAAUGCUGUGAAAAACCACUGGAACUCCACCAUCAAGCGGAAAGUGGACAUGGGAGGUUUCCUCAGUGAUUCUAAAGAGUCCAAAUCCUUAUUCUUAUUAUUGGAGGUGGAUGGCAAAGAGAGCCAAAGUCUCCAAAGAGCCAGAAACCAGAAAAGCGUUCUAGCCAGCUGGCCUGCUGAUGCUUUAGAAAUAAAAGAGGAAGAUGCCAGUGAUGAUGAAGCAACGGGCUUGCAGGAGUUGCCCUCGGAGCAGCCGGCUACAGAACUGGUGGAGGACAAUGCUGAAGGGACCCUGGAGGAUGUGGUGCCUGAAGACACCUCAGCAGAUGGCACCUCUCCUUACAAGUGGGUGGUUGAAGCUGCAAAUUUGUGCCCAACUUCGGGAGCUGCCUUCACAGAAGCUCUGGACAUGAUAGAAUCCCACCUUGGUCCUCUUCCUGGGCCUUUUCUGAGUGUUUCGCUUGUCUGGCAGGAUCCAGAUGGAUGGUGUGACCUGACUCAUUUUGACCUACCCGAAGAUCCCUCUGGGGGCGGUAGCAGUAACAGCAACAGUCCAAUUAGGCAAACUCCCAGCAAACCCCCCAUAUCUCUGUCCAAUGUAACGGAGUAUCGCCUGGAUGGCCACACCAUAUCAGACCUGAGCAAAAGCAGCAAGGGUGAACUGAUCCCUAUUUCCCCACGCUCAGAGGUGAGCUUUGGGACCCCGCCCUGCAUCUUCAAAAGGCAGAAGAAGAGGAAGAUCUCCCUCUCGCCUGUCACAGAGAAUGCCACCAGCACCAGCCUCUCCUUCAUAGACUCCUGCAACAGCAUGACACCCAAAAGCACCCCUGUCAAGGCACUGCCCUUCUCCCCAUCCCAGUUCUUAAACUUCUGGACCAAGCAGGACACACUGGAGUUGGAGAACCCAUCCCUGACCUCCACACCCGUCUGUAGUCAGAAGGUGAUUGUGACCACCCCGCUGCACAGGGACAAAACCCCCCUGCUCCAGAAGAACUCAGCGUUUGUCACCCCUGAUCAGAAAUACGUAGCGGACAAUACUCCUCACACGCCCACGCCAUUCAAGAAUGCCCUGGAAAAGUAUGGACCAAUGAGGCCUCUGCCGCAGACCCCUCACCUAGAAGAGGAUUUGAAAGAAGUGCUCCGGAGUGAAGCUGGCAUUGAGCUCAUCAUAGAAGAUGAUGUGAAGCCUGAGAAACAGAAGCGGAAACAAGGGCUUCACAGAAGUCCCAUCAAGAAAGUUCGGAAGUCCCUUGCCCUCGACAUCGUGGAUGAGGAUAUAAAACACACAGUGUCCACUCUACCCAAGCAGAUCUGUUUCAAAAGAGCACCGUCAGUGAAUUUCUUCUCAAGGUCCCUGAACUUCUCUUCCUCCAGCAAUAAGGAUGACAACAGUUUGCUUAAUAGGGGGUUCAUGCAGGUGCAAGUGAAGACCGAGAAGACAUCCUGUACCAGGAAAAUCCCAAGCCAGUUCAAACCUCCAGCUCCGAUGUCCCGUGCUUGGAAAGCAGUGGCUUGUGGUGGAACCAAAGACCAGCUCAUCAUGCAAGACAAAGCUCGGCAGAUCUUGGGCAUGUUAAAACAGAGCCAUACAUCACGGACCUUAAUCUUAUCGUGACGGAUUGCCCUACCUUUUUUAUGAUUUUUUGUACUGGUUUUUAAAUGGGAAGAUUAAGAAAGAACACACGGAAGAAAUGUUCUUGGCAAGACAGUGUUUUUAUGGGUUUUUCCUUCUAUGAAUUCUGUAUUACAUGGUAGAUUCAUAUUUUAAUAAAUUGUGUUAAAUGCUG